This is a messenger RNA of Pistacia vera, 3056 nucleotides long. Its product is annotated as phosphoenolpyruvate carboxylase, housekeeping isozyme-like. The coding region runs from base 1 to 2898 and encodes 965 amino acids. The record is from RefSeq and is a predicted model, not a curated record. Gene Ontology annotation, molecular function: phosphoenolpyruvate carboxylase activity. Lineage: Eukaryota; Viridiplantae; Streptophyta; Magnoliopsida; Sapindales; Anacardiaceae. Gene Ontology annotation, cellular component: chloroplast; cytosol; apoplast. Gene Ontology annotation, biological process: leaf development; carbon fixation; tricarboxylic acid cycle. The transcript is spliced from 10 exons.
AUGGCUGCUAGAAAUCUGGAGAAGAUGGCGUCAGUUGAUGCUCAAUUGAGGUUGCUGGCACCGUCGAAGGUCUCUGAAGAUGACAAGUUGGUGGAGUAUGAUGCUCUAUUGUUGGAUCGCUUUCUUGAUAUUCUUCAGGAUUUACACGGGGAAGAUAUCAGAGAAACGGUUCAAGAGUGUUAUGAGCUUUCAGCUGAAUAUGAAGGGAAGCAGGAUCCUCAAAAGUUGGACGAGCUUGGAAAUGUUUUAACAAGUUUGGAUCCUGGUGAUUCUAUUGUUGUUACCAAAUCGUUUUCUCACAUGCUUAACCUGGCCAACUUGGCUGAGGAAGUUCAAAUUGCUUUCCGACGAAGAAUCAAGUUAAAGAAGGGGGAUUUCAUUGAUGAAAGUUCAGCAACAACUGAAUCAGACAUGGAGGAGACCAUCAAGAGGCUUGUCAUGAAACUGCAUAAAUCUCCAGAGGAAGUUUUUGAUGCUUUGAAGAACCAGACUGUAGAUUUGGUGCUAACUGCACAUCCUACUCAAUCUGUUCGAAGAUCUUUGCUUCAAAAACAUGCUAGGAUAAGGAAUUGUUUGUCACAGUUGUAUGCUAAGGACAUUACUCCUGAUGAUAAGCAGGAACUUGAUGAGGCUUUACAGAGAGAGAUUCAAGCUGCCUUUCGUACUGAUGAGAUUCGAAGGACUCCUCCUACUCCACAAGAUGAGAUGAGAGCAGGAAUGAGCUACUUCCAUGAAACAAUCUGGAAAGGUGUACCAAAAUUCUUGCGUCGUGUCGACACAGCUCUGAAGAACAUAGGGAUAAAUGAACGUGUUCCUUAUAAUGCCCCUCUCAUUCAGUUUUCUUCUUGGAUGGGUGGAGAUCGUGAUGGAAACCCCAGGGUAAAUUCUGAAGUUACAAGAGAUGUAUGCUUAUUGGCUAGAAUGAUGGCAGCUAACUUGUACUUCUCCCAAAUAGAGGAUCUUAUGUUUGAGUUAUCAAUGUGGCGCUGCAACGAUGAACUUCGUGCUCGUGCAGAUGAUCUUCAUAGGACUUCAAAGAAAGAUUCUAAACACUAUAUAGAAUUUUGGAAACAAAUUCCUCCAAGUGAGCCCUAUCGUGUUAUUCUUGGUGAUGUCAGAGACAAACUGUAUAGCACACGGGAGCGUGCUCGUCAGCUAUUAGCCAAUGGGAUUUCUGACAUCCCUGAGGAUUCAACUUUUACUAAUGUGGAGCAGUUUUUGGAACCGCUGGAACUGUGUUACAGAUCACUGUGUGUUUGUGGUGACCGGCCAAUAGCUGAUGGAAGCCUCCUUGAUUUCUUACGGCAAGUUUCUACCUUUGGGCUUUGCCUUGUGAGACUUGAUAUCCGUCAAGAAUCUGAUAGGCACACUGAUGUCCUUGAUGCUAUUACAAAGUACUUGGGCAUAGGAUCCUAUCGAGAAUGGUCCGAGGACAAAAGGCAGGAAUGGCUUCUGUCAGAGCUCAGAGGCAAGCGCCCAAUUUUUGGCCCUGAUCUUCCGAAAACUGAAGAAAUUGCUGACGUGUUGGACACGCUCCAUGUCAUUUCAGAACUUCCCCCAGACAACUUCGGUGCCUAUAUAAUUUCGAUGGCUACAGCCCCAUCUGAUGUUCUUGCUGUUGAACUAUUACAACGUGAAUGUCAUGUGAAGCAUCCAUUAAGGGUUGUUCCAUUGUUCGAAAAGCUUGCUGAUCUUGAAGCUGCUCCUGCUGCUGUGGCCCGUCUCUUCUCAAUAGAUUGGUACAGAAACCGGAUCAAUGGGAAACAAGAGGUCAUGAUUGGUUAUUCUGAUUCAGGAAAGGAUGCUGGCCGUUUGUCAGCAGCUUGGCAGUUAUAUAAGACUCAAGAAGAGCUUGUUCAGGUAGCAAAGCAUUAUGGCGUUAAGCUCACAAUGUUUCAUGGACGAGGAGGAACUGUUGGAAGAGGAGGGGGCCCCACUCAUCUUGCUAUAUUGUCUCAGCCACCUGAUACAAUCCAUGGAUCACUUCGAGUGACAGUUCAAGGUGAAGUAAUUGAGCAGUCUUUUGGGGAGGAGCAUUUAUGCUUCAGAACACUUCAGCGUUUUACAGCUGCUACACUUGAGCAUGGAAUGCAUCCCCCAGUCUCACCAAAGCCAGAAUGGCGAUCACUCAUGGAUGAGAUGGCAGUUGUAGCGACUAAGGAAUACCGCUCCAUCGUAUUCCAGGAACCACGUUUUGUUGAAUACUUUCGCCUGGCAACACCAGAGUUGGAGUAUGGUCGAAUGAACAUUGGUAGUCGUCCAUCAAAACGGAAGCCAAGUGGAGGCAUUGAAUCACUCCGUGCCAUCCCAUGGAUCUUUGCAUGGACUCAAACGAGGUUUCAUCUACCUGUGUGGCUCGGUUUUGGGGCAGCAUUUAAGCAUGUGAUUGACAAGGAUAUAAAGAAUCUCCACAUGCUUCGGGAGAUGUACAACAUGUGGCCUUUCUUCAGGGUCACAAUUGACUUAGUUGAAAUGGUGUUUGCUAAGGGAGACCCCGGCAUUGCUGCUCUGUAUGACAAACUCCUUGUAUCAGAAGAAUUGUGGCCUUUUGGAGAGAAAUUAAGGCGCAACUAUGAAGAAACAAAGCACCUUCUUCUCCAGGUUGCUGGGCAUAGAGAUCUUCUUGAAGGAGAUCCAUACUUGAAGCAGAGGCUCCGACUCCGCGAUGCAUACAUCACUACACUCAACGUUUGUCAAGCCUAUACUCUGAAGCAGAUACGUGAUUCCAACUUCCAUGUGAAGGUGAGGCCACACUUGUCGAAAGAGUACAUGGAAUCAAGGAAGCCAGCUGCAGAGCUGGUGAGGCUUAACCCUACAAGUGAGUAUGCUCCUGGUCUGGAAGAUACUCUCAUUUUGACGAUGAAGGGUAUAGCUGCUGGUAUGCAAAACACUGGUUAAGGCAGCCUACAAUUAAAUUAUUCAUAAAUUAGAGAAAUUCUCUCGUUUUUCUGUAAUAACAGUAAAUCAAACUUUAUAAGUAACAAUAUAUUAUGUAGGUGCCUAAAAGAAAUACAAUGUUCAUCCUUGAUUACUUAAUAAAUUUUAUACAUAUAAUA